Messenger RNA from Penicillium bovifimosum, 474 nucleotides. RefSeq names its product chorismate mutase. The transcript is spliced from 3 exons. The record is from RefSeq and is a predicted model, not a curated record. Gene Ontology annotation, biological process: salicylic acid biosynthetic process; chorismate metabolic process. Lineage: Eukaryota; Fungi; Ascomycota; Eurotiomycetes; Eurotiales; Aspergillaceae. Gene Ontology annotation, molecular function: chorismate mutase activity. Bases 1 to 474 code for a protein of 157 amino acids.
AUGCUCUUUCACAUCGUCUUAAGUCUACUCCCUGCCGCCAUCACAGCGGCAACAGCCAACAAGGGUAUCAACCCGAGUGACACCUGCUACAGCCCCGCGGUGACCUCAACGCCCUCAACAGAUAACCGCCAGACACCAUGGGGCUCACCGAGUGUGCACUUCUCCUCAUUGAACGGCACACUAACCACGUGCUGUGACUCGCUGGACGAGAUCCGCACCGCACUCGACGAUAUCGACGAUCAGCUACUCAUUCUUUUAAACCAGCGAGCCGCGUAUGUUCGUGAAGCAACCCGUUUCAAAUCCACGCGCGAGGCUGUCAAUGAUCCCGAGCGCAAUGAGGCUGUGAUACAGCAGGCAGAGCAGCAGGCGGUUCAUAUUGGGGUGCCGGUGACGAUUGCGCGGGCUGCUAUGGAGGCUAUAUUGGACUCUAGCGUGGCUUUUGAGCAGUGUAUUUUUGAUACUUUUGAUCAGUAG